Molecule: messenger RNA, 1266 nt
Organism: Sungouiella intermedia
Lineage: Eukaryota; Fungi; Ascomycota; Pichiomycetes; Serinales; Metschnikowiaceae
Source: the annotation of a GenBank genome assembly
AUGCUACGAAGAGUCUGGCUGCCGAACAAGACAUCUCGUAGACUAUAUCACGUGCUAGCCAUCGAGUCAUCGUGUGAUGACUCAUGUGUAGCUCUUUUGGAUAGAAAAAACUUGAAUUCGGCCCCCCAAAUCAUCGAUGAAGAGAAACUCACUCUCAACUCUGCUCAUGUGGGAGGUAUUAUCCCCACAGCAGCACACGAGUUCCACCAGACCAGUAUAGCAAAUCUCGUUGGAAGAUUCUGCCGUAAACACGAUUUGACCGGUGAUUCAGUGGACUUGAUCUGCGUCACAAGAGGCCCGGGUAUGGUUGGAUCGCUCAGUGCAAGUAUGCAAUUUGCCAAAGGGUUGGCUGUGGCAUGGAACACGCCGCUAAUCGGCGUCCACCAUAUGCUUGGCCACCUUCUCACGGCUAUGCUACCUUCUAAGGAGCGCCCAACUGCCACAAUUCCAAACUAUCCGUUUCUCAGUCUUCUAUGUAGUGGUGGACACACCAUGCUUGUUCUUCUGAGAUCAUUGACGGAUCACCGUGUGAUAAUCAACACUUCAGAUAUUGCUGCAGGUGACUCCAUCGAUAAAUGUGCGCGAGAGUUGGGGAUGGUUGGCAAUAUGCUUGGCCCAGAGCUUGAAAAGUAUGUGGGAAACAUUAGCGACUCUGAUAGGUCCGAGUUUGAGUCCAUAAACACCAACACGAGCGGAAAUAAGUUUGGCUUAAGACUCCGAAUGCCCAUGAGGGGGCCCAAACAUAAGAAAGUUCCCGACACCAUCGAGUUUGGCUUUGCAUCGUUUCUCAGUUCAAUUUCAGGGUACAAGGAUUCACAUUUUGGAAAUGGGCCAAUAGACGAGCACACGAGACAAUUUUUGGCAUAUAAGCUUCAAGAUGUGCUCUUUGACCAUAUUGUCAAUCGUAUAAAUGUUGCAUUUUUUAAGCACGGGUUGCAGGGCGACAACAUUUUCGAAGGUGUGCAAGACUUUGUGUGUUCUGGAGGAGUUGCAGCGAACAAAGUGUUGCGCCAGAAGCUUUUCCACAACUUGAAAUCAGAGGAGCCUCUCAGAUUCCAUUUUCCAGAUUUGAGGUUGUGCACUGAUAACGCCACCAUGAUAGGAAACGCUGGGAUCCAUAUCUUCGAGACGUUGAGGGUCAAAUCAAAUUUGGAUAUCUUGCCAAUUCGAAAAUGGCCCAUGGACAAGUUAUUGGAUGUUGAUGGAUGGGAGACAGUGACGGAUGAAGAAUUUCAACACGUGACAGGCAUGAAACCAUGUAAAUAG